Messenger RNA from Bipolaris sorokiniana ND90Pr, 246 nucleotides. RefSeq lists its product as uncharacterized. Bases 1 to 246 code for a protein of 81 amino acids. The record is from RefSeq and is a predicted model, not a curated record. Lineage: Eukaryota; Fungi; Ascomycota; Dothideomycetes; Pleosporales; Pleosporaceae. The transcript has 2 exons.
AUGAAGAUUGCAACCCUCGUACUCCUCUGGGCCACCUCCGCCGCCGCCUGGGAAUGCAGAAAUAGGUCUGAGAAGUUCAGGUCCGACAAGGCCCCGGUUCCUAAGCGGGCUUCUACAGAGACCAGCUGGACCUACUGCCCUGAGGCUGCUGGCUGCUGCACGGAUGGAAACGUAUGGUACGCCUGCAAAAACGUAAGUCUUGUCCCUCUUGUGUGCUUGAGGAGUGGUUUGCUAAUAUUUCUUUAG